AUCUGCUCGCCGCUUUCCUGCCGACGCCCUUUGACCUCGCGCCCCUCGGGCGACAUCGUGGGCUGCACAGAGAUCAGAGCCUCGGGACCCCUAGGCGGCUGAUCCUGCCACUCUUAGCCCUGAUUUUUGUCUGGCAGAUCAUUCACUAUUUUGGAGUUUAAAGUAUGUCAUCAUGGCGAAGUUUCGGAGGAGGACUUGCAUCAUUUUGUCACUUUUUAUUCUAUUUAUUUUCUCUCUGAUGAUGGGUUUAAAAGUACUGAGACCAAAUACAGCUACAUUUGGAGCUCCUUUUGGACUUGACCUUCUUCCAGAGCUACAUCAACGAACUAUUCACUUGAAGAAAAAUUUUGAUUUAAAAGAAAGUGACAGAAUCAACAGAGAAACAAACACAAAGAGUUCCAAAAGUGUGGAAAUCACGAUGAAACCUUCCAAAGCCUCUGAACUUAACCUGGAAGAAUUACCACCUCUGAAUUAUUAUUUACAUGUAUUUUAUUACAGUUGGUAUGGAAAUCCACAAUUUGAUGGUAAAUAUAUUCAUUGGGACCAUCCCGUCUUGGAACAUUGGGACCCUAGAAUUGCCAAGAAUUAUCCACAAGGGAGACACAACCCUCCAGAUGACAUUGGCGCCAGCUUUUAUCCUGAACUUGGAAGUUACAGCUCUCGGGAUCCCUCUGUCAUAGAAACCCACAUGAGACAAAUGCGCUCAGCUUCAAUUGGUGUAUUAGCUCUAUCAUGGUACCCACCUGAAUCAAGUGAUGAGAAUGGAGAACCUACUGAUGACUUGGUACCAACUAUUUUGGAAAAAGCUCAUAAAUAUAACCUAAAGGUCACUUUUCACAUAGAACCAUAUAGCAAUCGAGAUGAUCAAAACAUGUACAAAAAUGUCAAGUACAUUAUAGACAAAUACGGAAGUCAUCCGGCCUUUUACAGAUACAAGACGAAGACCGGCAGUGCACUUCCCAUGUUUUACAUCUAUGAUUCCUAUAUCACGAAGCCCGAAAAAUGGGCCAAUUUGUUAACCACCUCAGGUUCCCACAGCGUUCGCAAUUCUCCUUAUGACGGAUUAUUUAUUGCACUUCUAGUAGAAGAAAAGCAUAAAUAUGAUAUUCUUCAAAGUGGUUUUGAUGGAGUUUACACAUAUUUUGCUACAAAUGGCUUUACUUAUGGCUCAUCACAUCAGAAUUGGGCUAGCCUUAAAUUCUUCUGUGAUAAAUACAACUUAAUAUUUAUCCCAAGUGUGGGCCCAGGAUACAUAGAUACCAGCAUCCGUCCGUGGAACACUCAAAACACUCGGAACCGAGUCAAUGGGAAGUAUUACGAAACUGCUCUGAGUGCUGCUCUUCAGGCUCACCCCAGUUUAAUUUCUAUCACCUCCUUUAAUGAAUGGCAUGAAGGAACUCAGAUUGAAAAAGCUGUUCCCAAAAGAACCAGUAAUACAGUGUACCUAGACUAUCGGCCUCAUAAACCAGGUCUUUAUCUAGAACUAACUCGCAAAUGGUCUGAAAAAUACACUAAGGAAAGAGCCACUUACGCAUUAGAUCCCCCACUGUCUGUUUCUUAAUGCACUCAUUAACAAUUAAUGAUGAGUUUUAUUAACUGCUAUGGAUAAUACUUGCAAUAGUCUAUGUGGACAUUUUUACUUUCAUUUUAGUAUCCAGUAACAACACUGUCAAAAAUGUAUGCAUUUUAAGAUGUUUAUAUCUACUAGAGGAUACCUUAAAAAAGAACAUAUCUGUGUAUUUGAAGUAAAAGUUUGGAUUGAGUCUUCCUAAAGUGAAAGCUUUCAUUUCGUUAGCCAAAAAAUAUACGUUAGGCAGAUAGAUGAAAAGCAAAUUAAUUUCUUAAUAUUAAGAGAGUUUUAUAAACAAUUUUCAUAUUUAUCUAGAAAAUAAAAUCCUUCCUGUUGUAUUAAAAAAGUUAAAAUAGUGAUCAAAAUCACCUAGUUUCAAUAGAUGUCUUUCAUUUUCAGUUAUAGAAAGGAAACUGUCAAAAUUUGAAGCACUGUUAUUGCAAUCAUUUAAUAAAAUAAUGUUAACACUUUUAAAGGUAGUAUUAUCAUUGUCACCCUUCUCAGUGCACUGAGAAAAUAUCUGAGCUAAAAGUUGUACAAAUAACAUUGAAAUUCUAACUUGAUGACAAUUAAAUUUUCAUUUAAUUUGAUUUUUAUUUAUAAAUAAAAAUUGUAGAUAAAUGCUUGUGUUACAUAAAGCAUUUAACACAAAUUUAAAUACUGUUUGCAGCCUUGGCCAAAAGGAAUAGGAUUGUAUGUAUGUUUGGGAUGUUUAUCAAAGAAAAAAGAUCUAAAAUUUUUUUUUUCAGUGAUUCACUGAAGGUUAUUAUAUUAGUAUUUAGACCUUGGAUAACUAAUAAUGAUAAAAUGCUUUAGCAUAAUAAAAUUGCUGUACCUUCCUCUCAAUCUUGCUCUGAAUGUAAAACAGUUUUAAAUAAUGGUCAAUUAAAGAUUUCUUUAAAUCAUGUACCUUAAGUUUUACUGUGAAUCAUACUGUGUUGGAAAGGUCUGCUUUCUGCUACACAGUACGUAGUGUCAUUGUCAGCAGCGUAUGGAUUACCUGUGGCAUGCUAGGUGUUUUGCAUGUUUAGUGUUUCUGCUCUACUGUGCUGAAUUCCAGAUUUUAGAAGCUAUAGAAUGUACUUUUAUAAAAGUUAAUAGAUGCUUUUCAAUUGUUAGGAAAACAGUUGUUUCACAAUUGUUAUGAUGAUACAAUAUCCAAAAUAUCAUUUUUAGGAUAUGUCAAUCUUUCUUUCUUGCAAUUCUCCUGCCUCAGUCUUCUAGCUGGGAGUAUAGGCAUUCACCACCACGCCCAUCUCUUUUUGAGAUAGGAUCUCACCAUGUUGACCAGGCCAAUCCCAAGCUCAUGGUCUUCCUGCCUCAGCCUCUCUAAGUCACUGGAAUUAUAGGCAUGUAGCACCACUCCUGGCAGACCAAGAAUCAACAUGGACCACCCAUGUGGUUCCAGCCGGAGGAGCACAAUAUUCUAGCAGUAUGAACCACUGCAGCUAAGCCUGUCAAUUUUUAACUUGUAAUCAUUCUAUUAUUUAUGACUUUAAAUUUAAUAUUAAGUAGAGCCCGAGAAAUAGCUAAUAACCUUUAUUUUAAGCUAUGAAAGAAAAAAGUUAUAAGAAUUACUGUAUUGUCUUUUAAUAUUGUAAGUUAUUUUACCCAAAAGUCAUAGAGAAAUUUACUCACCAUUUCAGAUUUUAGAGCUAUA
Tupaia belangeri chinensis (Chinese tree shrew) is the source of this 3230-nucleotide messenger RNA. It is a transcript of the gene MANEA, whose product is annotated as mannosidase endo-alpha. Gene Ontology annotation, molecular function: alpha-mannosidase activity. The transcript is spliced from 5 exons. The coding region runs from base 173 to 1561 and encodes 462 amino acids. The record is from RefSeq and is a predicted model, not a curated record. NCBI's taxonomy places the organism in Eukaryota, Metazoa, Chordata, Mammalia, Scandentia, Tupaiidae. Gene Ontology annotation, cellular component: Golgi membrane.